Carassius carassius (crucian carp) is the source of this 2145-nucleotide messenger RNA. Its product is annotated as ras-related protein rab7-like. Bases 320 to 943 code for a protein of 207 amino acids. Gene Ontology annotation, molecular function: GTPase activity; GTP binding. The transcript is spliced from 6 exons. Gene Ontology annotation, biological process: endosome to lysosome transport; phagosome-lysosome fusion. The record is from RefSeq and is a predicted model, not a curated record. Lineage: Eukaryota; Metazoa; Chordata; Actinopteri; Cypriniformes; Cyprinidae. Gene Ontology annotation, cellular component: lysosome; phagocytic vesicle; late endosome.
GCUUUCAGGGGUUGUUUUGGAGGAAGUUAAAGCAGAUCUCGAAACAGAAAGAGAAAAAAGACCCGUCAUUUAACUGGGGUGGCAAUAGCGGUUAUAGCACCCGUUUUGGAAUCACCGAUUCCGGAUUAGUUCGCUUAUACACUAGCCUAAGCGAGCCAGUGUUCCGCUGGCGACCGGGGCCGAACUUAUUGUUUGUUUUCUUCAUAAACAUCAGGCUUGUGUAAGGGCACGGUAGCAGUUUAGCUCAAAAGCUACACCACAGCAUUAAUACAGACUGAUAUUUGCUAGAUCUCCAGCUUUAUAAACCAGCUGUGACACUAUGACAUCAAGGAAGAAAGUUCUUCUGAAGGUGAUCAUUCUUGGAGACUCUGGGGUUGGGAAGACAUCUCUGAUGAACCAGUAUGUGAAUAAGAAGUUCAGUAAUCAGUACAAAGCUACUAUAGGAGCAGAUUUCCUGACAAAAGAAGUGAUGGUUGAUGACCGACUUGUCACAAUGCAGAUAUGGGACACAGCAGGUCAAGAGCGCUUCCAGUCUCUGGGUGUGGCUUUCUACCGCGGUGCCGACUGCUGUGUGCUGGUGUUCGACGUCACUGCCCCAAACACCUUCAAGACACUGGACAGCUGGAGGGACGAGUUUCUCAUCCAGGCCAGCCCGCGCGACCCAGAGAACUUCCCCUUCGUGGUGCUGGGCAACAAAAUCGAUCUGGAGAACAGGCAGGUAACAACCAAGCGGGCACAGGCUUGGUGUCAGAGUAAGAACAACAUCCCGUAUUUUGAGACCAGUGCAAAGGAGGCCAUCAACGUAGAGCAGGCUUUCCAGACCAUCGCGCGCAAUGCACUCAAACAGGAAACCGAAGUGGAGUUAUACAACGAGUUCCCUGAGCCAAUUAAACUAGACCGGAACGAUAGAGCCAAGCCAUCAGCAGAGGCUUGCAGCUGCUGAGGACCUCCAGGGGGCGCAACGUUUCACCCUCAGCCUCUCUGGCCUUGUCUCUGCCUCACUCCCUCUCCCUCUCUUGCGUUCUUUCUUUCACCCCUGUUCUCCUUUAUCUCCUUCCCUCCCCUUUACUCGAUAUAAUCACUGGCCUUUGUAGACGAGCAGAAAUCCUCUCAUUCAGUAUCCUACAGUUCUCAUUCACAGCCUUAGACACAAACACACACCCACCCACCCACAUAUGCUCAAGAGGCUCAAUCUGACACCAUUUUCGUACACGAAUCCCAACACCUCGCACCGGUUGUGCAGAACCAUUGCCUCGCCCACAUUAAAAAGUCCUACUGAAACUCUUCACAACACUUGAAUGGCUCUUGAGACUUUAUGAUCCAGCCCUGCAGUGCAAUUGGAAUACGUUUGACGUGAACGCUACAAGAUGUGGGGUGUAUCAGAGCCGUGCGUUGGUACCAUAACUACCCGCCAUGUUCAACUACUUCAUCAAUGUGCUUGAAUUAAAAGGGCGGCCUGGUGUAAAGCAUGCUACAUUUGCAUCUUAAAGUCAUGAACCUGAAAACGCUCCUCAGUUUGUGAAGUCCUGAAGCACUGGAGGUUUAACACUGCCCCCACUGUUACAUCUGAGAACUGCAGUCAAUUAAUCCAGUGUGCGCCCAAUCGCUGUCCUCAAAAUGGAACAGGAAAAUAUGAAUAGGAAACCAUGCGAUGGGAAAUUUAGAUAUUACAUCUAAAUGAUCUAUUAUUCAUACUAUUACGACAAUUAGUAUUUCUAUGUAUUUUUUUUAUCGUCAAUCCUCAUGUCAGCAUGAUCGAAUCACCGCGAGUCUGCCAUGAACAAGCAGUGGCAUAGACAGUGUUGUUUUUUUUCUUUCUUUCGUAUUUUGCCUGGACUCUACCAGUAGCUCAGGAUGGUAGAGACUCAGUAUCACUCUGAUCUUUUCCCAUCUGUUCGUUCAUUAUUAUUGUAAUUAUUAUUAUCUGUUGCAUUAUAUUCAAAUAAACACAACUAGACAACUUUAGGGGAAAACUGAAUUGUCCAUGACAUUUAAUAAAACAAAAUGCACAGCAUAUACAUUGUUCAAGCUAAAUGUAUUUCAAAGUAAAUAAGUUGUUGAAUAAAACUGGUAUUUUGUGUUUGCUGUACAUUGUUAUUAAGUGAACUGGAACUAUUUGAAAUUAACGAAGGAAAUGUGUCUACA